Messenger RNA from Xyrichtys novacula (pearly razorfish), 20374 nucleotides. NCBI's taxonomy places the organism in Eukaryota, Metazoa, Chordata, Actinopteri, Labriformes, Labridae. The record is from the annotation of a GenBank genome assembly.
AUGCCGUCCCAGGUCGGAGACAUGACUCUAGCCGGGCCAGGAGGAGCAGGGCUGCCCGCCAACACGUCGGUUCCCUCCAGCCCGACCCCAGGCACUGACCCCCGGGGAUGCGAGAAUGGCGCCUUGAUGGACUCGUUUGGGAUUUUCCUGCAAGGUCUUCUGGCGGUGAUGGCUUUCAGCACGCUUAUGUGUGAGUAUGGCAAGAGGCUUGUUGUGGUUCUUAUAUCUGACCCCAGUCAUCCAAUAGCAUCGCUUGGUUGAUCAAAGAUGAUAUUGAUCUCAGCUGUGAGGCUGUGGCUAAGACAGGAAGAGGCAGACACUCAGAACAAAGACUUUUCUGCCUCUUUAAAUCUAAAUGGAGAGUAAUCAGUUCAACGUAACACUGCAUAUGCAUCCCCGUUUUGUUUGUUAAAGUGAUUGGUUGCAGUUUCAAUAGAGGCUGCUUGCUCUCUUUACUACAUGACAAACACAGUGAUAAAGAUGAGGAAGUUAAUCCACAGGGGACUUUUAGAGUAUUUGCUUCAAGGGUUUCUGCAAGUUCAAGAGGCUUGCAGAUCCAAAUCCAUUUUAAACUAGAAAAGCACUCGGAGAGCGCAGACCUCCGCCAAGCAGCUCAUGUCCCCCCAUAUAUUGUGAUUCACACCAAAACUUUUACUGUUACAUGUCUUUUAUUAUCUUCUAUUUGUGUUUAAACUGGUAUGUUCACUGUUCAUAAUGUUCCUAAAACAAGAAAUGCCCUGACCCAGAUUCAAACCCAGGACCUUCUUACUGUGAGGCAACAGUGCUAACCACUACACCACUGUACCGCCCAUCUAUUCCACUGUGCCGCCCAUUGGUUAUCUUUCAGCAUUGAAAAUUCCAAUGACACCCUUAUUUUUGUGUGUUCUGGAUCACAGUAUCCGGAAUUUUGUCUGGAUCAGGAUCAACCUUUGACGCCUCAUAAAACUCAUUGAGAUCCUUUUGUGUCAUUUUUUACUAAAGACUCUGCCCAUUUUUAUAGAGUUAAAUGCAAAAAUUCCCAAAUUUGCCCUAUCUCACAAUGAUUAAGAAUCCUUCAAAAAAUUCCUGGAUCCAGAAGGCGAUCCGGAUCACCACCAAAAUGUAAUGGGAUCCUCCUGGGGCUGAGACGCACCUCUGGUGAAAAUUUCAGGUCAAUCCACCUGUAACUUUUUCUGUAAAGUUGUUCACAGACAAACAAACAAACAAACAAACCAACGCUACCGAAAACAUAACUUCCUUGGAGGAGGUAAAUACUGGUUUUCCAAACAAAUACAGGCCCGAUGUAUUUAAAGGUGGAGUAGGCAGGAAUCUGUUAAAGAAGCAUCUUUUUUGUGGUGUAUAUGCAAAAAAUCUUUUAAUAUCAGUCAAUAGCUAUUAGUUAUUGAUGACAUUUAGUAAUAUCCCGAUAUAGCUGUGUUUUGUUAUGUCUGUAUAGUCAACAGUUUACCUUUUUUUGAGCGGCCCACUCUUUCUGACAAAGCCAUUCUCCGCCUCCCCCAACCUGAUUGGUUGUGAGGCAGAUGCUGCUCCCGUGUUGUUCAAGAGCCCAAACAAAGUUAGCGUGCUACAAUAUCAGACAGUAGAAACCAACCAGAGAGUACGGAAAAUUGUCUAAAUCCUCCUUUGACCAUGACUGCUGACACAAGCAAGAAAACGAAAGUAUUUACCAGAGACUCUGGCGGAAUAAGGGGCGCUUAAAAAGCCGGGAAAGAGCUAAGAAGCUGGGUCAACAUCAGCAUAAACGAUGGGGGACGCAUCGGGAUCUUACGGACCCUGUAACCUUUCUGCUGGACAGGUAAACCGCUUUAACAAAGUAAGCCAAGUUUCUGUGACAGAAGUGUUUCUUUAAAACGGAACCUGCUGCGUGUUGUAGCGCCGCUUAACUGUUUACUUCGGGUCCUGGAGUAUGUCAUGUUAUCCUAGUUGUAGAAGUCCUGCAAACAUUGUAUUUGCUGGUAGUCUGUUGGCAUCUACAGUAGCACCAAUGCUUUUUACUUUCACGUUGACUGGGCCACAUUUGUAAUUAUCUGAAGUAUUUAUCUGCAUUAUUAUCUGAAUUUAAUUGAAACGAUACGAGCGAGCAGUAGCGUCUGUUUGUGGGUGGGGCUUUCUGGAGCAGAGGGGAAAACUGCUUGGGAGGGGUAGUGUUUACACUCAAGAUUUCUCCCCAAAACUGGCACUUCCUCAGAUCUCGCCUACCCCACCUUUAAGAUAACUUUUGCCAUGUGAGGUACACUCCCCCAAAUGUGUUAAUCAAUCUAUUCUGCAGCUACUGAAUACAUGCUUUCUUGAAUUUAUAUGAAAUCUACUCAUCUAGCACCUGCUUUACUCUUCAAAUAACAAAUAAAAUGAUAAGUAUUACACAAAGAGUAUUACACAGUCAAACAGGCAUGCACACUGAUGUUGUAGCCUUUGGGAAUCAGUUUGAGCCCCAGUAUCUUCAAGUGGUCUGCUGGAUUCAGAAAUUGCUCAAAUUGAUAACUCCCCUCUGAUAUCCACCUUUAUAAGUGGCUCCGGACCUUUUCCCUCUGCCACCCACUUCUUGUACUCAAAGACAGAGCCACCCCUCCUCCAGGCCCUCAAAAUAAGUCAUGCACCUCUAUCAAAACUAUCCUAGCAAAAGACAUUAGCAAACUAUAACUGUCAAAACUAUCCAUGUAUUCCUUUCUAUGUCUCUGGUCGAGGCAGCUUCAUAUACAACCUCGUUUUGACAAAGGAAGUAUUGGCAUGAAUUAAGCCAAAGUACCACAGGGUGAGUUUCAGGCUCGGCACUGUUAGCUGUGUGACCUAAUGUGAGCAGUUCCAGUUUUGUUUGUCCCAGCAGCCCUGCAGCAGCGUAGAAUGUUCAGCAUUUAAGCGUCGUUCUCUUUUUAUUUGUUGCUGGAGGCGUUUCUCUGAGCUGAGGCCUCCGCCUGCAUUCACAUCACACCCAGCUGCAAGCAGGGUGUGUUAGGUCUGAAGUCACACUUGUGCUUGAAGCAGAAACUGAGGUCAUGGCUCACAGAAUGACUACACUGCAUGAAUACACAAAAAGCCGGGAAAAAAAACUGCGUAAUGUUUAGGUUUUGCUGGGUUUGAAGUGUUUACGCAGCUUUAAAAAAAUGCACAUGUCGUCUGCGUAUCAUUCAAGAAAAGUAACCAUAACAAGACUGCCUUCUUAGGGCAGCUCUGUGCCACUCAGGAGAAGAUGGUAGAAGGGUGUCAUGGCAAACAAAUCACUAUUGUGUGGAACAACAAGGGCUUUAUUUGUGCUGAACACGCCACUGAAAUCAGAGUUUAGUCUUUGAGCAUAACAGAGCAAUACUUUUUUAUUUGGAGAAUUUAAUUAAAGUAAGGACUUAUGAGAAGCCUACAAAGACACCUAUGAGUACCUAUGACAUUUGCAUGUGGCUGAGGUAGCUGUCAUGAAUAAAAUAAUGUUUUCAGAGACUGUCAUGGCGCUGCUGUAGAACAGGUUUGCUGUCUAUAAACUGUCUCGUCAAUGAAGAAUUAAUAGCAUGACUCACUUUAUCCUUGUGGCCAUUUUAACAGAAAAGUUUCACUGUUACCUGUCACUCUGGCAGCAGGUUAAGAUGGAAGCUAAAAAUAUGUCAGAUCAGUAGAUUUUUAGCUGCUGCAUGUGGUGUUAGCCUUUAAGUUUGUGUUUGACCACCACGUCUGCUUUUUCUGUGACCAACAACAUGCUGCCUUUUGUUACUUCUGCUACAAGGCGUAAAUUUAGCCUCUAUCAUGCAGACCUUCUCACUUUAACCUCCUAAGACCUGGCGUCCACAUGUGUGGACAUCACAUUUUUGGUUAUCAAGACCACAAUAUUGAAUUUUGUUCACAAGGGCCUUCUCUCAAAAUUUAAAACGAAUGUCCUCAUAUGUGGACAUCAUUUUUCUCAGAAACUACAUCAUGUAAAAAGAUCAUUCUUUGUUUUUUACACUCAUCAGGUCCCAAUUAGCCUAAAUAUCAAAGAGAAAAUAAAAAUGCAUGCCUUGCAAGAGUUCGGGUCUUAGAAGGUUAAGGCAGACUUCAGGCCUGACGAACAAACAUGACAUUUUUGUGAGCCCACUUGUGUAAUGUUUAACAACUCAAAAAGGGGAAGUUGACAGAUUCUGUCUUGUUGACAGCUCACAUGAGGGUUAUAUCUCAGCCAAAUUAGAGCUAGGGUAAUUCUGUGUCUUUAUUUAUAUUGUCCUCUGUUUUUAAUUUGUAAUUUUGUUUAAAAAGCUCCACUAUCUUUAUUUUUCUGUCUUUCCUUCAUAGUGAAACGUUUCAGAGAGCCAAAACAUGAGAGGAGACCCUGGAAGAUCUGGUAAGACAGCCAAGCCAGCAUGAAUUCAUAUUACUGCAUCAAAUUAAUCUCUCUGGACAACAAGCUGUCCUGUCUCCCUGCAGGUUCCUGGACACCUCAAAGCAGGCCAUCGGGAUGCUGUUUAUCCACUUUGCUAAUGUCUUCUUGUCAGACCUCACAGAGGAGGAUCCAUGCUCUUUGUGAGUCAAUUUUGAUCUUUCUUUCUUCUCAUCGCUGCAUGGUAGACUGAUCGACUGUCCAGAAACUGUGUGAAAAUUAAAGGACACUCCAAAUGCCGUCUGUAUUCACAAUUACAUGUCUCUUUCACACCCAGAUACCUCAUUAACUUCUUGUUGGAUGCUUCUCUGGGCAUGUUAAUAAUCUACGCCGGGGUGAGAGCCGUCAGUGCAAUCGUAGAGUGGAGGCAGUGGGACUCUCUACGAUUUGGAGAAUAUGGUGAGGAGAAUAUGUGUGAGUCGGUAAUGAGGGUGUUCUGAAUAUUCCUCAAAUACCUGCAGUGUCCAAUGGAGGGCAGUAACUGCCCUCAGCUGUGCUGUGCUGUGCUGCAAUGUCAGAUCGAACACCGCCAGUGCACACUUUGUCCCCAAAACACUUGUCCACCAUCUCAGUGUAACGCUGAGGUGGUGAAAUCUAAUAAUAAUGGUUCCGUGCCACAUAUCUAAAUAUCAAAGCAGAUAUUUCUGUUGGUGUUGUUGUUACAAAAUCUGGCUCUCUUUUUCAGUGUGUGCUUGAUUGUGUUUUCUUUGUGUAUGUGUGUGUGUGUCUAGGAGAGCCAGUACAGUGCACAGCGUGGUUGGGCCAGUGCGUCCUUUACAUCCUCAUCAUGAUGUUUGAGAAGGUCCUUAUCAUGCUCGUCCUCCUCAUCCCUCAGUGGAAGAAGGUCAGAAAAACACAUGAUUAUAAAAUACAGUGAAUGCAUGUAUUUCCUUUUGUGUUAUACUUGAAUUUGUUAAUUUUCACUACAUGGGGAUGUUGCAGAGCUGAUUGACUGAGGUUUUGAACAUAUGAAAAAAAAUGUCAUUAUGCUACAUCUCGCCCAGUAUGCUUGUCUGACUGUUGUGUCUUGUGCUUGUCUUGUUUCCUCCAUCUGAAAUUAUUCAGUAGGUUCUUUGUCGUCUUGUUAUAGAUGCAGAGCAUUGCAGGUUUUAUUUCACAAGGACAGUUUUUCAUACUAGUUUUUAGAAAGCUUAUAUUCACAAAGAAUGGUUGUGAUUCACCCAAGGUCUGACUCACAAAGCAUAUUGCACGAAUGAUAUUCAAGCACAAAAAUGCUCACAGAGUUUCGCAAGUCCCUAAAGCUCGAUCUUGUUGUGUCACAUUGUGAAGAUGAAGAGAAGCUGUUUGCAUGUCUGCUCUCUGCUGCACAGGGAUGUGCUGUGUGCUCCCAUCUGACCGUGCUCAAUCAUGUCCUCAUCUGAUGAUGAGCUAGAUGGGAAGGGGACACUCGUCACUAUUUCAGAUGUGAUAUAAAGUUCCAAUUUAAUACAGCGUACCUUCUGCAAAGAGCAGGCCAUUCAGAUUAAAUCACACUCACACUCUCUGCUGUUCAAUACAAUUCUUGUUUAUUUAUUUAUUUAUACGGCGCCAAAUCACAACAGUCUUCACCCCAAGACGCUUUCCAAAAGAGCAGGUCUAGACCGCGCUCAUUGUUUGAUGUAUUACAAAGAGGUUGUGUUGUGUAGCACUGCCUGUUUGUGUGGAGGCUGAGCUACAAAGAGUCCCUGACUGAUGUAACCUGUGAAUUUCAUAGCAAAAGAAAUUUCAAAGUAACAAAAAUGUAGAGGGUACAUCACUUUUAGGUCAGUCAGAGGCGGAAUUGUUGUUGUGAUCACUCGGAGGUUUGAGUCUGGCAUUUCCAUUUAAAGAAUUUGUCCAAUCUAAAAAUUAAUCAAGUCGAGUGAAUUUGUCUUUGUAGCUCAUUUGCACAGGUUACCUGGUGCAAUUGAGUUCCAGAGAAUAACAGGAGUCAUCACGAAAACCAAAGUAGCACCAUCAGUCAGCCAAGACUGACCUCAAAACCACCGGAUGAAAUGAUCAAAAUCCAAGACUGACUUGACCUUACAGUGAUCGUUCAGUGCUUGAUUCCACAUUUUAAAAAAAUGCUGUUUUUCAUCAGCCAAGCAGUGCCAGACUCAUCUGCCAGCCCGGGCACAAGGCUGUUGUUUUAUGACCAAAUACAAACAAACUUCCAAGCUAAAUAUCAGGUUGAUCUUUGGUCCACCAACAUCAAAUGACAAUGUUUGUGGUACGAACAGACCUUAGGCCAAGGUGUGAGACAGAGAGAGUACGAUUCAGAGGUUGCUGUGACAGGUUUGAAAACCAAAAGAAAAGGUCUUUGAAGACAAGAUUCUAAGGUGUAUCAAACCCUUCAUCAAAAAAAAAAGACCUGUUUCGAGCACAUUUCUGCCUUGUUGUUCCCAUGACAAUGAAGCUUGUUGCACAAAUCCAGUAACCACUCUUCAUGAAACAGAUCCCUGAUAUUCUGCAGAAAUCUGGAGGUAAAAAAGGAUCCCUUUAAGUCUUGUUUCUUAUUUAGGGAGCCAUAUUUUGUCAACACUAUUUUACCACUGAAGAAGCUGUUUCAGAAAAAGCAACAUAUAUAUAUAUAGAGCUUGUAUUUACCCUUUGAUCAUUUCUGUAGUUCUAGUUGUUAGCCAUUAAAAAGGGAGGAGGAGGACGAGGUUUUUAAGUGAAGAACAUAACACAGUAGUAAUGGGCAGGAUCAGAGGGAAGAUUAGAUGAGUCGCUUUUUCAAGAGGAGGCUUGAAUCAACAUGAAAUGAAAUUUCCCCAAGGCUGCUUUCACUUGUUCAGACUAAAUGUUCCAUUUUUAUUCCCAACGAGGGAAAAAUUAAAGCUGAUCAGCUUCUUGAUUUGGAGCAUCAUAAAAGAAACAUUUCACUGAUGUUAAGUUUUUUUCUUUUUUUAAUGUGCUAUCACUAGUUUUAAGAUCAUGGUUCACCACCAGUCCUGCUUUCUCUGGGAUAGUUAUUUAUUUGACGGGCAAGUGGUUUCUCGCAAGUCUUUGGGCAGCAGUGAAGGAGCUUAGUCAGUUUCCUCUCUCAUGAAACAGUUGUAUAAUGACACAGAAGUGUGCAUUUGUGACACUGUUAGUGAUCCAGUGAAGUAAAAGGGGCAUAAAAACAGGUGUUUCCUGACCAGGAAUUGAACGCGGGUCGCAGUCGUGAGAGUGCCAAAUCCUAACCACUAGACCACUAGGGAGGUAGGAGGUAUUUAAUUUAGUUGUGCUGGUAUUUUUCCAGGGAUUAGCAUGCUUCAAAAUUUUACUUGAGGUCUUUUGUUAUUUUUUAUAUAUCUUCAGACAUCCUAAGUUUUUUGCUUUUCCGUAAUCAAGGCUGAAAACCUUCUUACAGCGAGUGUUCACGUUGUAUUCGAUUAAAUAACUUUCUCUCAAUGUUUAUCUUCUUACUACUUAAAAUGCCUCUUCUGUUUCUCUGAUUUAGUCACAAGAGAGCUGAAUUACAUUCAUUCGGAUGCGCAACUGAGGGUGUGCCACAAUCAGUUUGCUUUAUUUCUUACACCUGUAUGCUCUGUUGUUAGGUUUUUUUUUUUAUGUUGUCAACACCUGCACGUAUAUGAGGCCCCCCUUGAGUGGUCAGAGGAAUCCUUUGUGUACACACUCAGUACUGUCAUGAUUGUUUCUGUUGUUGUUUCACAUUGUUCUGUGCAAUAUCUCAACACUUUGACAACUAUGUCUAAAGAUAUUGCCAGUGAAUAUGGUUUGACUUCUAGUGUUGUCGGUUCAGACUUUUAAGUAGAAGUGAAAUCAAUAUUGAAUGAACUCACUUUAAGAGAUACGCUGAGUCCUUUUUAAUUUAAUACAAUGAAGAUCUCAGAACUCAGUUGAAAACGCUUUUCUGGUCCGAGUUUGAUCAGUCGAUCUUCCUGUCGGCGUUAAGAGCAGUAGCCUACAGUAUAUCUACAGUGUAAAGUAUACUUUAGAUAGAUAUUUUUAUAUAACUUCAUUUAAAAAAAUAAAUAAUCGGUAAGUUUUAAUCCCCUAAUAAAAUCGAGCCCUAAUUUGUACCCCGUCUGAUUAUGUUACAGCUCCUUUAUCAGGUCUCAGCUGCCAGUGCUGAUCUUUGAUCUCAGGCCUCUUAGAGUUGUGCUGUCUGUGUUGCUGCUGUGUAUGCUUAGUCUGUUCUGUUGCAUAUGUGUUAUAUAUGUUUGUGUUUGUCGCAGCUGGCACUCCUCAACCCCAUACAGAAUCCUGACCUGGAGCUGGCCAUCGUUAUGCUCAUCGUCCCGUUCUUCAUCAACGUAAGUCUGCUGUUAUUAUGUGUUGUGUUUUUCUUUGUACCUUUUGUGUUGUGUGUCUCCUGGGAUCCUGCAUGUCUGUAAUCAUCCCUAUCUGUUCAUACCACUGUGAUGUCUUGUAUGUGUCUAAAAGAAAAUCAAUUCUCCACAGUUUUUAUAAAGAAUCAUUUCCAUCAGGAACAUAAUAGGCCCUGUAAUCUUCUGUGUUUUUGUAGGCUCUCAUGUUCUGGGUGGUGGAUAAUUUUCUAAUGAAGAAGCACAGGACAAAAGCAAAGCUAGAGGAGAGAGAGGAGGACUCACGGGGGAACAGCAAGGUGCGCUACAGAAGAGCUCUGUCCCACGAUGACUCUGAGUCAGAAGUAAGUGUCACUGUUAAUACACAUCUGUAGGAAGCACAUGAAAAAGGACUCCAAGAACAUCUAAACAAGGUCAAACUCGAGCAAUAAAAAUAUAGGAGUCUCCUUUUUACAUGUGCUUAUACACUCUUAUUGAACAAAUGCUAUGACAAGAGAUUAAAACGAUGAAAUAAGAGUAUAAUGAAACAAUUCAAGCUUCACUAUCCAGACAGUGUGGUUUAACAGUUGAAGGGGGGGAAAAAAAACAGAUGUUUGACUAUUUCAAAAUAGUUUGCUGAGGACAUACAGGUGACUAUGGGUCAUCAUCCGACUGGACAGUUGCUGAGAAAUGGACUUAAAUAUACAAAGGUCACGUAUUGCAGCACUGCGUAUCACACAGCAAAUAGGUUGCCAUUCUAAUCAACGCAGCAUCACAUACAAAUACUGAGUUUCCUGAAUACUAAACCAAAACUGUAAAGUUACGUUGCAUUUUUGACACGUAGUAGAGGCUCAACCUUCACAGGGUUGUAUCCAAAUUAACAGGAAAUCGACCACAGAAAGGCAAAACAACCUGUGAGCAUGUUGUUUCCUAAAUACUGAGCCCAGCUGACCGGGGCUGCACUUUGCUGCUGCCACUCCAAAUACUCAUCCUGUAUGCGAUACCAAACGCUGCUCUAUGGAGCAAAUACAGAACACACUUAAUACGGAUCCUGUAUGUUUUCAAUCCCUGAUCCAUGUGGACCCCAACAGGACUUUUAGCUGCUGACUCUGUUUGAAGGAGUUCACCUGAAAAACCAAAACUUUACAGUCACGUUGCAUUUUUCACACAUAUAGUAGAGGCUCAACCUUCACAGAAUUGUAUCCAAAUUAACAGGAAAUCGACCACAGAAAGGCAAAACAAACUGUGAGCAUUUUGUUUCCUAAAUACUGAGCCCAGCUGACCGGGGCUGCACUAAGCUUUGCCCCAUACCAAAUACGGAACACGCUUAAUACAGAUCCUGUAUGUUUUCAGGCUUAAGUCUUCACUGUUAGAAGACCUAAAACAUGUGUCUUAUGUUUCUAGGGUGUGGAUAAAGCAUGGCAGCUCAGCUAUAGAAGUCCAAACUAUUGUGUACUAUGAUUAAAUUGCACAUGGAAGUAGGCCUGGGUGAUUUGGCAAAAAAAAUGAUCACAACAUAUUUUGUCAUAUCGUCCGAUCUCAAUUAUUAUCACAGUUUUUUUAGACUGCCAGUAUCUGUACUAAAAACUAAGAAACAAGAGGUUAGUUCAACAUUUUAUUAACAUACAUAACAUAAUCUGUCACAUAGCAGGUGUUUGUAUAAUGAGCUUUGUACAAUUAAAAAGUAUCAAUGACUUUGAGAAUGUUAGGUAUUUGUAGUAUGAAUUUAUGAAUGUAAAAAAUAUAUAAGACUUAACAGUAUUUUGAAAGUUACCAGUGUGUCCAUUCUCCAACCUUUUUUCCUCAAAAUCCCAUGAGCGUACGCCUUCUUUUGUGAACACUCAUUUUAAAUGCAGAAACACACUGAGCUGUGCUUUAAAAAUGGCACAAUGGCUCCUCCUGGUUACAUGAUCAUUGCAGACAUACAGUGGAUAUAAAAAGUCUACACACCCCUGUUCAACUGCCAAGUUUUUGUCAUGUAAAAAAAUUAAAUCAAAAUAAAUAAAUUCACAACUUCUUCCACCUUGAAUCUGACAUAUAACCUGUACAACACAAUUGAAAAACAAACCGAAAUCUUUCAGGGAGGUGAAGUAAAAAUAAACAACUGAGAUCAUGUGGUUGCACAAGUGUGCACACCCUUUAAUAACAUGGGAUGUGGCUGUGCUCAGAUUUAACCAAUAACAUUCAAACUCAGGUUAAAUUGGAGUCAGCACAUACCUGUCAUCAAAGUGCCUCUGAUCAACCCCAAAUAACGUUCAGCUGUUCUAGUCGGCUUUUCCUGAUAUUUUUGUAGCCACAUCUUCCGGCACAAGCCAUGGUCCGCAGAGAGCUUCCGAAGCAUCAGAGGGAUCUCAUUAUUCACAGAUAUCAGUCAGGUGAGGGCUACAAAAGAAUUUCCAAGGAAUUGAAUAUACCAUGGAACACAGUAAAGAACAUCAUCAUCAAGUGGAGAAAAUAUGGCACAACGGUGACAUUACCAAGAACAGGACAUCUGUCCAAAAUUGAUGAUAAGACAAGAAGAAAACUGGUCAGGGAGGCUACCAAGAGGCUGACAGCAACACUGAAGGAGCUGCAGGAAUUUCUGGCAAGUACUGGCUGUGUAGAACAUGUGACAACAAUCUCCUGCUGUCUUCAUAUGUCUGGGCUGUGAGGUAGGGUGGCAAGACGGAAGCCUUAUCUUACAAAGAAAAACAUCAAAGCUCGUCUUAAUUUUGCAAAAAGACAUCUGAAAUCUCCCAAACGCAUGUGGGAAAAUGUGUUAUGGUCUGAUGAAACCAAAGUUGAACUUUUUGGGCAUCAUUGCAAAAGGUAUAUUUGGCACAAAAUCAACACUGCUCAUCACCAAAAGAACACCAUACCCAGAGUGAAGCAUGGUGGUGGCAGCAUCAUGCUUUGGGGCUGUUUUUCUUCAGCUGGAACUAGUGCCUUAGUCAGGGUGGAGGGAAUUAUGAACAGUUCCAAAUACCAGUCAGUGUUGGCACAAAACCUUUGGCCUUCUGUUAGAAAGCUGAAGAUGAAGAGGAACAUCAUCUUUCAGCACAACAAUGACCUAAAGCGCACAUCUAAAUCAACAAAAGAAUGGCUUCACUGGAAUAAAAUUGAGACUUUGGAAUGGCCCAGCCAGAGCCCAGACCUGAAUCCCAUUGAACAUUUGUCGGGUGAUCUGAACAGGGCUGUGCAUAGAAGAUGCCCUCGCAAUCUGUCAGAUUUGAAGCGGUUUUGCAAAGAAGAGUGGGCAAAUAUUGCUACAUCAAGAUGUGCCACGCUGAUAGACUCCUACCCAAAAAGACUGAGUGCUGUAAUAAAAGCCCAAGGUGCUGCAGCAAAGUAUUAGUUUAAGGGUGUGCAUAUUUAUGCAACCAGGUUAUUUUAACUUUUCUAUUUUUUAUUUUUUCCCUUAAAGGUUUCAGUUUGUUUUUCAAUUGCAUUGUACAGGUUAUAGGUCACAUUAAAGGUGGAAGAAGUUGUAAAAUUAUUUAUCUUGAUUUAAUUUUUUUACAUGACAAAAACCUGGCAGUUGAACAGGGGUGUGUAGACUUUUUAUAUCCACUGUAGCAGUAAAGGCUAAAACAUACAGGAUCCGUAUGGAGCACGUAUCGCAGCACUGCGUAUCACGCAGCAAAUAGGUUGCCAUUCUAAUAAACGCAGCAUCACAUAAAAAUACUGAGUUUCCUGAAUACUAAACCAAAACUUUAAAGUCACGUUGCAUUUUUCACACUUAGUAGAGGCUCAACCUUCACAGAAUUGUAUCCAAAUUAGCAGGAAAUCGACCACAGAAAGGCAAAACAACCUGUGAGCAUGUUGUUUCCUAAAUACUGAGACCAGCUGACCGGGGCUGCACUUUGCUGCUGCCACGCUCCAAAAAUGCAUCAUGAAUGCGAUACCAAACGCUGCUCUGUGGAGCAAAUACUUCAAACAGAUCCUGUAUGUUUUCAAUCCCUGAUCCAUGUGGACCACAACAGGACUUUUAGUUGCUGAAUCUGUCUGAAUGAGUUUACCUGAAAAACUAAAACUUUAAAGUCACGUUGCAUUUUUCACACGUAGUAGAGGCUUAACGUUCACUGAAUUGUAUCCAAAUUAGCAGGAAAUCGACCACAGAAAGGCAAAACAACCUGUCUUGAGCAUGUUGUUUCCUAAAUACUGAGCCCAGCUGACCGGGGCUGCACUAAGCUCCAUUUACCCCCAUACCAAAUACGAAACACGCAGAUCCUGUAUGUUUUCGGCUUAAGUCUUCACUGUUAUAAAACCUAAAACAUGUGUCUUAUGUUUCUAGGGUGUGGAUAAAGCAUGGCAGCUCAGCUAUAGAAGUCCAAACUAUUGUGUACUAUGAUUAAAUUGCACAUGGAAGUAGGCCUGGGCGAUUUGGCAAAAAAAAUGAUCACAACCUAUUUUGUCAAUUUUUGCCAGUUUUAAAGUAUCUGUACUCAAAACUAAAGAAACUGGAGAUUCCCAGCGAGCAUUUUGAGGUUGAUUAUACGUCUAAUAAACCUCUAAAUUUAGACUAGAUGUAUAGUCUAAAUUUGGUAUAACAGAGGUAUAGAAAUGAAAGUUUUUUCAACGUCUAAGUUUAUACGUUCUUUCAACGUCGAAAUUCAUACGUUCUUUAAAUGUUUUGAUUUAUAUGUUGUUUAAAAGUGUUUGUUUAUACAUUGUUCCGUCUAUAAUGUUGAAAUGACAUCCAAUAGACGUUUUCAUUUAAACGUCUUUAUGUUAGAUGUUCAUGCUUCUACCAAAUAUAAACCAGGUUUAGACAUAGACAUUGAUUUAACGUUUAUUAGACAUCUGGUCUAAAUCCGCCGACCCGGCGGGGACCGGGCGAGCCUCCCCGUGCGCGGACGGUCCCGGCAGCGGCAGCCGCUGGAGCCCGCAGGUCCCCGGUCAGCCUACGGCGCCGACCGAACGACUCUAAUAAACUUUCAUUUCUAUACCACUGUUAAACCACUUUUAGACUACAGGUCCAAUGGACGUCUAAAGGCACAAUCAUUUCUUGUAAAUAUUUUAACAAAUUUAAUAAAUAUCAACAAUCAUAUUACCAUAAGCAUCUGAUAUAUGUAAAUUGAUGAAAAUAUUCACAGGAAACACCAUCUGUAGAGCCAGAUUCUCUACACCAAAAGUUACCUGCUGCUUACCUUGAUACACGUACUCCCAGGAUGUUCUAUUUUGGCAAUGUUGCUUCUCUUUCUGGACCUUUUAGAAUAUUUUGCUUCUACAGUCAUGCUCAUUCAUAAUUUAACACUGAUCUACAUUUGGCAACUAUCAGUCCACUGUAAUUGAAAUCACAGUACAUUUUUUACUCAGCAUAUAACCAUUACAGUCAUGGAGUGGGAAAAACAAAUUUUUAAUCUCACAUCUAGUAAAAUGAACAUUUAAAAAAGACAAAAAUCCAUAUAUCUAUAUACAAACAUAGCAACAAAGUAUAAAGAACAAGAACAACAACAUAAACAAACAUAAAUUUAACUAAUACUAAUACCACAGUACAUAAACAGAGAACACAAAAGUACUGAAAUGAACUAUAAUUAUGAACUAUUUUAAGAUAUAUAUAUUUUUUUAAAUUAGCAGGGUGGUGUUCUGGUGGUGCCCCUCCCACCAUGUCGAGCUGGUGCCUGUUUCAAAUGGUCCCCAAUCGACGAUGCAACCAGUUCCUCUGUUGCUGUUGGGAAGUUAGUGCGAACAGACUCUGCGAAAAGAAAAAAAAAACAAAAGAAACUUGAAUCAUAGUAAGUGUAGAAAUUAUCUGGUAUUGUCCGGAAGGAUUCUUCACUUUUUUACAGCUUCAGGCUUUAAAUGAGUCAGUAACAUGACCAAGAAUAAGUAAUAACUUGCAGAGAUAUAAUUCAUUUACCAAGAACAACUGCGAAGAAAGCAGUUUUCUUUAAGCUUUUUUUCCCCUGGCGUCCUCCACCCAGGAGGUUGUACUUCCUCUGCACGUCAUUGUGUAAAAUUCUGAAAUGGAUAUCAAAGACAAAUAAAUCUCUUAAAGUACGUUCACACCGGACAGGCGACGCAACUUGUCACGUCUCGAGGGGCUGAUGCAUUGCGUGUCCUUAAACGUGUCACUUUGCCACCGUCAUUUGCGUUGCGCAUUACAUCACUCCCACUCUAGGUUUCCCCUCGAUCUUGUCGGAUACUGUGUCCAGCGCUGCUCUUUACUUGCUGAACAAGUCCCUAAAACGUCAGAGAAACCCUCGCCGCAAGUGCCUGUGUGAACGCACCUUAAUACUGCUUACUCUUGCAAUUCACUAGAAAGACUUGAUAAACACCAACAAUACAUGAUUAUAUUAAUAACAUUGACCAUUAUAUUGUCUUGCAUUCAUUUUCAAGUAUUCAUAUUCAUACCUGUCCAGGAUCCUGCGUGUGCAGGUCUUAAUGUCCUUCCCCCCAAGGUGUGACAGUUGUUUUAUCUGUUUGAUGUAAUCAAAUUAUCAAGAGUGUCUAAUGUAUAGAUUUCUAUGAUUUUUAGCAUCUCUAUUUGACUUACCAGUGAACGUUUUAUGCUGGGGUGCCUAUCGAUUUCCAACGACAUGCACUGAGCCUCCUCCAAAGUCCUUAACGGCAACUGACGUAUCCGCUCACCCUCAUCUUCAAUGUCCCCCUGCUGGUUGAGCGAUUUCAAUUCAUCGCGGAUUUCCAAAAGUGUUUCCACGACCAUUCGCUGGAACUCUUAGUGAAAAGAUAUGAUUUAGUUACAUUCAAUUCAAUAAUUACAAUACAUUCCAUAACAGCAUUUUGUACUUCAGUUAUGCCACUCUUACCUUUUUUACUGUCCACAAAACACGGAGUCUGCAAUAGUGUGUGGACAUCUUUGGGCAAAUUGUGGCCAUGUUUGCGGAGGAUCGCCAACAUCUUAUUAACACUACUGUGAGUCUGCUUUGUUUCUACAGCCCAAGCUGCCACAUCGUCUCUUAGGCUUGACAGUUCAUCUUUGGUUUGGGAUUCCAAGUCAACAAGCUCGGUUUCUUCAUCAUUUGUGUCUGGAUAUUCACUAUCACCGUAGUCCUCUUGAUUAUCAGGCUCUUCUUUCACGGUUGUAUUGAAAAAAGUACUUCCUAAAGUGUCCUCUAGCGUGUCCUCCAAAUGCUGUGCUUCAAAAGAUGUUGUCUCAUUUGGUGGUUGGCCCGAUUGACUUGCCCCACCCUCCUCUUGUGUGUCCUCCUGUGACACAUCCUCAUCACUGGUAGAUUCAUCUAAGAAAUCAUCCUCCCUAGCUCUUUUUCUCAGCCACUCUUUCAAAUAAUUAGAGGUCAUAUUCAAUAUGGCUGGAAAGAAAACACAUGGAAAAAAUAAAGUAGAAAAAUAAUCAUGUUAAUAACAGUGUGAGCUUGUAGGUCAACCAUUAUAAAAUUGUUUUGUUUUUUUUAGUACAAUUGGCAACUUGUGAAGCAGGACAUAAUGAAUACCUUUUGUUCUUGAUAAAAAAAAAUGUAGAUACCAAUACUUUUAGAUUUUUACUAUUAGCAUUUCCUAUAGCACUGCUAAUGAAUUAACAAAAUACUAUUGGAAUAAUUCAACUAAUGCGUCCCAUUUUUACCACACAGUGAAAAAAAACAUCUAUGACAAUUACAGUUAAACACAAAUUUUACUAUAUAAAACAAAUCACACUAGAUAAACAAAAAUAACAGUACUGGCAUCAAAAUAGAUUUCAAUUUCUAAUUUAAAUGGAUAGCCUUACUAGCAGCUUUUAGCCUUGGCUCCAACAGAGAGAGCAGGCCCUUAUUUACCUACACGACAACACACGUUAGCAUGGACUAUUUGAUGCUGUUGGGCCCACGCUGGCUAAACUAGCCACAAGCUAGCCCUCGUAGUAGCAACCAGGCUACAUGCGAACUCGAGUUUAAUGUUUGCCGUGAAUGCAUUUCACCGUCACGCAUCAUGAUGCACGACGGUGGGAGGACCAAAGCUCGCAAAAAUAAACAUUCCUAUAAUACCUCCUUCAGCACCCACCUCUUUUUAGCUGAAAGUAUAACUCUCGAACUUUCGAACGACUGGAACUUCUGGUGUAGUCCGACGGUCGUGAGGUCGAGGCUGUGUCCGAAAUGGUAUACUGCCUACUAUCUACUUACCUACUCAAGCAGUACCUACUGCAUACAGGCGUUUUCGGAGACCGAAGCGUCCGCUUGGAGGGUGUUUGCGUCCAUUUACCGUAAACACCGGGCAGCAGCAGCUCCCCCUUCACGUUUCCAAAUUAUUGCGAAGUGUUUUCAUAAUCAACAUCUACACGACACAAACCGGGCGGCAGUGGAUGAAAAAAUCACACAAACAUCUGUGUAUCCAUGGUGAUAAUGCUAUACACCACCUGCUAGGCGUGUGAUGAGCAGCAGAAGGCUGAAAAAUGACCAACACACAACAUAAUUAUUAUGACCUCGUUCGGUUAUUCCUUGGCAAAUACAUCAUUUCCGGACUACAUUCUUUCAUGUACAAUGAUAAUUUCAGAAACCAUCAGAUUUUCAACCACAAGUAAGAAUUAGUGAAGCUCACAUACAUUGUCAACUGGAAACUCCCCCGUUUGUAUAUUCUGAACCAUGUGCUCUCUACCAAUAAUAAUUUUUAUUAAUCAGAGGUCUGUGCUAUAUAUGAGUGACCACUUUGAUGAUGCAUUCAGAGAUGAGAAGAUCCUCAAACUUGAUGUAAUAAAUGCAUCUUUAAUAGAAACUAAAAUAAAUAGUCAAUUCAUACGAAUAGUUAAAAACAUUACCUAUAAUCCUAAUUUAAAAUACAAAUAAAUCUGGUAAAAAGAUCAAAAUAUGAUAAAAUGAUAAAAAUUGUGUAAUGUAUGCUGUUAUAUGCUGUUGUAUGCUGUUGUGUAAUAUUGUUUAUCUAUUUAUAUAUAUAUCAUUAUUAUUGCAAUCACAUGCCAUUAAUUUCUUUUCAGCCUCGGGAAAGAGGGCCAUAUUACCAGCUAAGGUGCGCAAUGCAUUGUGGGGCAGAAGCAGUACGUGAAGCAAGCUCCAUUCCACACUCAGAAAUCGAAGCCGAUUGAGUAUACAUCUGAGCAUUUCUCGCAUACACAAAAUUCGCAUACUGUACAGAGGCGGGGUUAGUAGGAGUAGUAUGCCAUUUCGGACACAGCCCGAGUGUGGACAGAGCGCAAUGCUUCAGCCGGAUGUUGUGCGGUCCACAAUUUGAAGCCGUUUUCAUGUUAUGGUCCGAUUAUGGUAUGAUCUCCAUACGGGUGUAAAGCUGGGCUCUUGCAGAGCUACCAAAUACUUUUUUGUCGCUCAUCUCGUGUUCUUGCGGCUAUGCCGAUAACUUUUAUAACGGACUACUUCGCUCUUGGUGGAAUAAGAAUCUACCCGAAGUGGUUGCACGGUGGGUCACGUGAGCGUGCUCCACCAAUAAGGUGGCUGGAUUAUUGUCACGGCGGCAGUUGGCGUCACCGAGACGGAUAAAACACAUGAAAUCUAAUAAUUAAAUGGAAUUUCAGCGACCAACUUUUGGUCGUUUGGUCAUUCUGUUUACCUCUCCGGCAACUUACAGAAGUGAGCAGGAAAAGCUUGACUCUGAUUGGCUGUUGUGACGCACAUUUCCGCUGAGUAAAUUAGCUCACAGCUGAUCACCGUGAUCGAAGUGAAAUUUAUCAUGAUCAUCGAUCACAAUCAUAUAAUCGCUCAGUCCUACAUGGAAGCGCAGUUUCCCUGACCAGGAUCUGAACGAUGGUCUGUGGGUGCUAAAUCCAGAGCACCAAACUAUUUGCGACAUCUAGUGGUAGGGUUGUAAACUGCAAUUUUGAGAAAUGGGCUCCAACAUUACUCAUAUCAGUACAAACUGAAGUUGUAUUGAUACAUGAGUGGCUUGGUUUUUAUGUGUCUGCCUUUUGCUAAAGGCCAGUGUUGGCUGCAGCAGCUCACAGUAGAACAGUCACACUUGUUAACCAAAUUCUCCAUAAUACAGCUUUAUUAAAAUCUUCUGUUAAUGAAAAAAAUAAUCCCUAGAUUCAUCAGCUGGGCAGCAAGCUCCAGCAGGUUAUUCACUCCUGUUACAUUUGAGCGUAUUGAUUUUUGUGGAUUGAGCUAAUUACUUGGCAUAGAUUGCCUCAUACAUGAAAGCUCAGAACCUUGCCAAAACCCCAGAAUUUAUAAUCCUGAUUUAAUUGUUUAAUUUGUCCGCUCUAUUUCUGAAAAGCUCUUUUUCGACCUGUUUGCAAAACUGUCUUGAAAAGGCUCGAGCUAACCGUGUUUAUAUACAGAAUAUAAUUGAAAAUUGUUCAAAACAGUGGGAUAAAAAUAAGUAUGAAUAAAAGAAGUUACUAAAAGGUGUUCAGUGAUACAGAUUAAGAAUCGGUCAUUGGAAGAUCUGAGUUAGGAGCAGCUGGCCGUGAUUGCCCCCUUAUUUGUACAAGUGCGGUUGAUUUUCCACUCAAACCUGCUCCUCUUCAGUUUUGAUUGCUGUAAAGGAGGCUGACAAAUGUGUAAGAGGUCUUCCUGUUAAGAAAGAAAUCAGGAAUAAGAAUUUUAGCUGAAGCAGACAUCAUAAAGAAGUAAUCAGGAAAGCAGGUUCCAGUUGCAUAUCUUUUUCCAGACUUAGUGGAUAAGUGGCAUAAUGGGUGAACUGGACCUCUUAAGAGGGGUUUUACUUUUUUGUGGCCUAAUGAUUACAACAAUGAAAGUUAGAUUAUGUCCUGCAUGUCCCUGCAGCCUGUCCUUCAACUGAGGAUUUACCAUGUCCCAUUUGGUGAUUACUCACAUUUCAGUUGGAGAAACAAGUGACAUAGUUUGUUGAGGACAGUGUAAAGCAAACCUUUCUCUUUGUAUUUAUUUUGUCUCUAUAGUAAAAGAACAGAAACUUUUCUGUAAUCACCUCCUCCAAAAAACCUGUACUAUUGUGUAAGUCAUGUGUUGUCCUCGAGUUUAAAGGAGGGAUAGAAAACAGAAAUAUAACUGCAGUUCAUGCUAAAGUAAGACAGAGUGAUAAUCUGUUUCUAACAUGCGUUUUAUCUCUUGUCAGGGAGUCAGAGAGGAGGCUGCAUGCAAGGGGGAUUUCAGAUUUUUUUAAAGAGUAGCUGUUUUUCAAGACAUUUUACAUCUGAAUGGUCAAAGCAGCACAGACAAAAGCCAGCUUCAUGGUUGGUUUCACUUUGCAGCACGCUGCUGCAGUGUGCCUCAGAGCACAUGCUUCUAUUGCAAUGGGUAGUGGUGGGGGGAUGGGCUUAGCUAUGCACAAGGACGUAAUGCACUCAGCUGCAGUAGACCUGCGUGGCGGGCCAGUGGCGCAAUGGAUAACGCGUCUGACUACGGAUCAGAAGAUUCUAGGUUCGACUCCUGGCUGGCUCGUACAACCUUUUUCUGUGUUGAAAGCAGCUACGGUGGAAGUGCAAUACUGAAACUCUCAGCCACCACAAUGUCGCAUAGUUUCAAAAUGGAGUGAUAGUCAGAGUGAUAGUCUUACUUCAUGUUUAAAAACAGAAAAACAGAUGCUAUGGAAACAGGUCUUCACAUUUUGCCCUACAUUUAAAGUCUUGUGUGUUCCACUACUGUGCACAUAUUUUGCAUUUGAGGAUGAUUAAGUUCCCUACACACUCCAAAAUCAUCCAGUAUGAGCCAGUUUAGUAGUUUUCUACUUACUACAAAUGAUAAGUUUACUCAACCUUCCAGAAAACAAACCUUACGAUUAAUCUUAAACCCUUUUUAGCCCUUACAAAUCAGUCUAAUGUUUGUCUCCCGCUCUCUCUCUCUCUCCUUGUGUUCUUUUUCAGAUCCUUUUCUCUGCAGAUGAUGAAAUGGAUGAGUCGGAUGAAGAUGAUGUUCGUCGACUCACUGGCCUGAAGACAGUAAAGAAGAAAAAGCUCCGGAUGGGAAUCCCCGUUUGA